AUGCCUACUUUUUCAAUCACCAACUUAGCGACUACACUGAAUGGAUCGGAGACGCCUAGCAUGGACCCCUCACUGAUCACGAGAGCGAAUGGUUCGGAUGUCUCAUUCGGAUCGGAGGAACCAUCCGAGAUAUGGCGCGAGCUCUCGCGUUAUCGAAAGACAUUCGCCCUUGUGGUUCAUUUCCUUGCAGAUCCUUUAAAACCAAUCACAUUACUGGAUGAACUUUCAUACGGUGAUAUGGGAUCCGAACAGAAGUAA
Necator americanus (New World hookworm) is the source of this 258-nucleotide messenger RNA. RefSeq lists its product as uncharacterized. Lineage: Eukaryota; Metazoa; Nematoda; Chromadorea; Rhabditida; Ancylostomatidae. The coding region runs from base 1 to 258 and encodes 85 amino acids. The record is from RefSeq and is a predicted model, not a curated record. The transcript has a single exon.